AUGGCCGAGGGCAGCCUCGGGUUUGUGGCGGCAACCCCGUCCCUGCCUGUUGCCCGAGCUCCUCGCAUUCAGAGGACGAGGUCCACAAAGCCCGAACUUCCCCGCGAUUCCUCUGGUAUCGUGCUGGGUGCUGCUGCGAGCCUCUGCGCUGCGACACUCUGCCGUCGUGACCGGCAGCGAGGUGGUGCUCGCAAUGUGCGCACUCUGCCAAGACCGGCAGAGCUCGGGACGAGGGGAACCCCAGCCCCCCAUGACCUGCUGCUGCGCGUGGCGCGGGGCGAGACAGGGGAGCACACACCCGUGUGGCUAAUGCGGCAAGCCGGGCGGUACAUGAAAGCCUUUCGGAAGUACUCGGAGAGAUAUCCAUUUAGGCAGCGCUCGGAGACGCCGGACAUGGCCAUCGAACUCUCGCUCCAGUGCUGGAGACAGUACGGCAUGGAUGGAGUCAUUGUCUUCUCGGACAUUUUGACGCCCUUGCCAGCUAUGGGCAUUAGCUUCGAUGUCGUGCGUGGACGAGGGCCCAUCGUGCUUGGUGACCUGGCGCGCACCCUGGAGGACCGCCUGCAAGACGGCCCCGGCCAGAUCAGGGAAGUCUCGAGCCACGAGGGCUUCAAAGACAGCCACGGCUUUUUGAAAGAGACGCUUCAGGCGCUGAGGAGCGAAACGGAGAAGAAGUGCAGCUUGCUAGGCUUUGUCGGAGCGCCCUGGACAUUGGCUGCCUAUGCAGUCGAGGCAGGUGGCACCAAAGAAGCGGCCGUCUUCAAGAAGUGGAUGUUCAGCAAACCCGAGGUUGUGGACGAAUUCCUCCGCCGGAUGACCGUAACGAUCAGCAAUUAUGCCAUCUAUCAGGUGGAAAGUGGGGCGCAGUGCAUCCAGAUCUUCGAGUCGUGGGCCCAUUGCCUCACACCCGAGCUCUGGAGACGGUUUGCUGCGCCCUGUGUGAAAGAGGUGGCGGCUACCUUGCGGCAGGCUUGUCCGGAUGUGCCGAUUAUCUACUUUGCCAACGGGGGCUCAUCCUUUUUGCAGGAUCAGGUCACAGAACUGGCUGAGCACAUAGAUGUCCUUGGUGUUGACGGGCACAUGCGCUUGGAGGAGGCCGCAAAGAUCGUAGACGGCACAGGGCUCAUCCUGCAAGGGAAUGUUGAUCCCUACAUCCUGCGAUACGGCAGCGAGUCGGAAGUCCGAGAGGCAGUCCGCAAGUCGAUCGAUGCAGUCGGAGGCCCUGGAAGGCACAUCCUGAACCUCGGGCACGGAGUCCUUCAGGGUACUCCUGAGGAGAACGUCCUGUACUUCGUAGAGGAAUCGCAGACAUACCGUGGAGCAUCAGAGGAGUACUCCUCUGCCGAGAAGGAGUUGUUGGCCGCAUAA
This is a messenger RNA of Symbiodinium sp. CCMP2456, 1368 nucleotides long. NCBI's taxonomy places the organism in Eukaryota, Dinophyceae, Suessiales, Symbiodiniaceae. The record is from the annotation of a GenBank genome assembly.